This is a messenger RNA of Salvia hispanica, 1838 nucleotides long. RefSeq lists its product as uncharacterized. Lineage: Eukaryota; Viridiplantae; Streptophyta; Magnoliopsida; Lamiales; Lamiaceae. The record is from RefSeq and is a predicted model, not a curated record. Gene Ontology annotation, biological process: regulation of DNA-templated transcription. Gene Ontology annotation, cellular component: nucleus. Gene Ontology annotation, molecular function: DNA-binding transcription factor activity, RNA polymerase II-specific; RNA polymerase II cis-regulatory region sequence-specific DNA binding.
UCGCUGCUUAUUUGAAACAGAGCUCUCUCCUCUCUCAAUGUCUCCGUCAUCAAUCAUCAUCGUCUCACCGCUUCCAUAACUCUCUCUAUUUGUGUGUUUAUCUAGCUCGCCGCAUUGAAUGCUAGCGGUGCAUGAUCUCGUUUCGAUGCUUUCCGUCUUCGUUCGGUUCGGAAAUUGGAUGUGGUUUGGAGCUUGAUGAAACGCCAAUUUUCAGAUUGAUAGGCCGUUGAGAAGGAAGUUAUGAUCCAAGUAAAAAAGGAAAUACCCAAAGAAGAGUUGAUGAAUCAUGUUGGGAUUCCUUGGUAUUCAGCAUUUUACCACACUAAAUAUGAUGCUGUGACUCCAAAAUCUUCGUAUGAUUCUCGUUCAAAUGCCGGGGGAUCUUCCCUAACUCCAAAGCGUUCCUCCAAAGCAGGCUGGACGGAUGAUGAGGAUAAGCGGCUUGCUGAAGUAGUGAAGUGGUUCAAGGCCAGGAACUGGAAAAAAAUAUCUGAACACUUUCCUGGACGGACAGAUGUUCAAUGCUUGCACCGUUGGCAGAAGGUUUUGCAUCCAGACCUCAUAAAAAGCCCUUGGACAAAGGCGGAGGAUGACCGUGUUAUAGAGUUCGUUCGGAGGUUUGGUAAUAAAAAAUGGUCAUUUAUUGCAAACUUUGUAGAUGGUCGAAAUGGAAAGCAGUGCCGCGAAAGGUGGCAUAAUCACUUGGAUCCAGCAAUCAAUAAAGACCCAUGGACGAAGACGGAGGAAGAAACUUUAAGACACUACCAUCAACUAAUUGGUAACAAAUGGUCAGAAAUUGCAAAGUUUCUCCCUGGAAGGACUUAUAAUGCUAUAAAAAAUCACUGGAAUUGCACGGUUAGGAAGAGGCCUGAUCUGAAUUUGCCUCCUGUGGCAAUGGAAAGUGGCAUAAUAUCGCCUGAUGCAGACCAGAAAACGGUUGUUCAGAAGCCCGUUGGUUCCUGUUCAAUGAUCAUGGCCUUCGACAAUGCAGAGGCAAAACCUGCUCUGCUGGAUUCUUGCAGAUGUACUGAGAAAGUGAGUAACGUCAAUGGCAAGGCGUUUACAUCUCCUCCAAUUUCCAGAGACAACAGCCCAUGUGUAACAGAUGACAGGUGCGAUCACUCGCCAGUUGAUACCAGUUUAAGUCUGUCUGUAUGUGGAUACACUGCCAACAGUAAAAACACCAGAAAGAGAAGCUGGAUAAGUCAAUCACCUUCUGAUCCACCUCAGCUGAACGGUCAUCAGCUCGUUGAUUCCUACCCAACUAACCUGUCACUGUCUAUCUCUAGCAACACCGACAGUCCUGAAUCCAUGCUUAAGAGUUCUGCUAUGAGUUACAGAAAUACACCUUCAUUCAUACGGAGGAAGACAUACAGAGAAGUAGCUAGCGGGAUUGGCUCUCGCUCUUUUAGCCCUCCAAUGUGGUACUCAAGUUUGAUGAGUAAGAGACGUCGCAUGCCUUACCGUGACACCGGAUCUGGUUCAUCGGUUACUGUGGAAAGACGCCUCGAACGUGCAUUCGAUUUGGAGUGGGAUUCAAGCUCUGUUGAAUGUCAUACUCCAGGUUCAUCACAACUUGAAGAUCGUAAAAAGUUAAUCUUGACUCCCUCAAAAUGAGUGAGUUUUGAAACCAGUUUUGUUCUUGUUCUUGAGUAAUAUCCUUCAUGAAUUGUUGAUAUUCUUCCAGUUAAUAAUGGUUUCUUUUACCAUGUAUUACCAAAAAACUGAAGUCAGAUCAGUAAAUUCUGCUGUUUCUGCUAGGUAUGCUGCAAGCUGCCAUUAUACAAUAAGUCUUUAUGGAAAUUUUCAUGUAUAUGAAACAUCUUUUCUAUGAUUUA